AUGCCAGCAGGUCAUCAUCGUUCCGGUGUGUGCGUGCCAUCCCACAAGAGACUCGGAGGCACGCUUGGGGCGCGAUUGAGAGUGAACCCGGUUGGAUGUCCCUACGCGCAGUGUCGUUUUGCUGGUGCCUGUGCUUUGGAGAGUGGGCGCAUGUUUAGCACAGCAAUGAGUUUACGCAAUCAGUGGGGGCACAGCAUCCUUCCCCUCAUUGGCUGCCUCGAAUUCCUGGACCAGCCUAGACCCAGAGCAGCGGGAAUAAGAGCAGCCGCUGGUGCUGGGAGGCAUGGGAGCCUGCUCGGCUCCGAAGUCACUGACGCUUCCAUAGUGCCGUCCCCUGACGUCGACGCUGCUGCCGCUGCCACCAUCUCCGCUCCAACCUACCUAUUACCUGCUGCCAGGUCUGCCUUGGAGAGCCUCCCAGAUCCUGCUGUACUCCCUGAGGAGGAAUCGCGACUCCUACUGGCUGCGCUGGUGAAGGACUAUGUGCAGAUGAAGGUCAGGGCGCUGGAGCAGGAGCAGGAGACAGGGGGUGCCAGAGUCCCUGCCCAGAAGGGAUCCUGCAACACUGCCACCUGUGUGACCCAAUGGCUGGCAGGCUUGCUGAGCAGUUCUGGGGGUGGGGUGAAGAGCAACUUCGUGCCCACCGAUGUGGGCUCCAAAGCCUUUGGCCGUCACUGCAGGGAUCUUCAGGCCUGAGCAGCAAAAUGACUCCAGGAAGAAGAUCACCAUGAAGCCGAAUUCUACUUCUUUUAAUUUAUCAUGAAAGCAACUUGUAGGAAAGGGAGCAUGAAAGACACCCCUAAUGCAUGCUCCUUAAUACUAAAGUAACUCUUUGUGGUUUGAAGUAAACUAAGGCUAAAUGCAGAAUAAAAGCAUUGCACUUA
This is a messenger RNA of Equus caballus (horse), 884 nucleotides long. The record is from RefSeq and is a predicted model, not a curated record. NCBI's taxonomy places the organism in Eukaryota, Metazoa, Chordata, Mammalia, Perissodactyla, Equidae.